CCCUGAAGCGAUAAUGGAGGAGAGAAGGAGCUAGCCCCCGAAGGAGUGUUGGAGGGGACACACCUGGGACCGGACCCAUUUUCAAAAUGUCAGGCUUUUGCAUUUUGUCCAGUUUAUCCUCACCUAGUUUCUUUCGUGGGCAGGCCAAGCCCUCCCUGAACUCCACCUCGUUGCCCGAUUCUCUCAGGCCCAGGUGGGGCCCAGAUUCUUCUUUGUCCUGCCCCGGUCCCCUACCCUUGUGGCUGCUGCUUUUUUAUUGAGGUGUUUUUGUUUUGUUUUGUUUUUAAUUAGAAAUGCCGUCGCAAAGUGAAGAUGCCUGGCCACUUGGUCGACUGCACAAUGUCUUUACCACUCUUAGCCCCUUUUGUUUCAACAAACCCCGAGUCUUAGUGCAAUGUUUGUUCUUCCCAACUGCUCCUGGUUCCUAAAUGUGGGUACAUUAAGGAAUCUUAAGAGCAAAGAGGGUGGGGUGGAGGGGACAGAAAACCUGUAAUCUUUGGUGCAACUCCAAGAACGAAAUGACGCUUGAUGCUUACAUUUUCUUAGCAGACAUGACCACUUACCACCAAGAAGGGCAGAUGCAGCUGCCCCGAGCUGAUGCCAUUCGUUCACGUCUCAUCGAUACUUUCUCUCUCAUCGAGCAUUUGCAAGGCUUGAGCCAAGCUGUGCCGCGGCACACUAUCAGGGAGUUACUUGAUCCUUCCCGCCAGAAGAAACUUACGUUGGGAGAUCAACACCAGCUAGUGCACUUCUCUAUAAAGCCUCAACGUAUAGGACAGAUUUCACAUGCCCAGAGGCUGUUGAGCAAGCUUCAUGUGCGCUGCAGUCAGAGGCCACCUCUUUCUUUGUGGGCCGGAUGGGUCCUUGAGUGUUCUCUCUUCAAAAACUUCAUCAUCUUCCUGAUCUUUUUGAAUACGAUCGUAUUGAUGGUUGAAAUAGAAUUGCUGGAAUCCACAAAUACCAAACUAUGGCCAUUGAAGCUGACUUUGGAGGUGGCAGCUUGGUUUAUCUUGCUUAUUUUCAUCCUGGAGAUCCUUCUUAAGUGGCUAUCCAACUUUUCCCUUUUCUGGAAGAGUGGCUGGAAUGUCUUUGACUUUGUUGUUACCAUGUUGUCCCUGCUUCCCGAGGUUGUGGUAUUGGUAGGGGUAACAGGCCAAUCGGUGUGGCUUCAGCUUCUGAGGAUCUGCCGGGUGCUGAGGUCUCUCAAACUCCUUGCACAAUUCCGUCAAAUUCGAGUUAUUAUUUUGGUCCUGGUCAGGGCCCUCAAGAGCAUGACCUUCCUCUUGAUGUUGCUGCUCAUCUUCUUCUACAUUUUUGCUGUGACUGGUGUCUACUUCUUCUCAGACUACACCCGUUCACCUCGUCAGGACCUGGUGUACCAUGUGUUCUUCUCGGACCUCCCGAAUUCCCUGGUAACAGUGUUCAUUCUCUUCACCUUGGAUCAUUGGUAUGCACUGCUUCAGGACGUCUGGAAGGUGCGUGAAGUCAGUCGCCUCUUCAGCAGCAUCUAUUUCAUCCUUUGGUUGUUGCUUGGCUCCAUUAUCUUUCGGAGUAUCAUAGUAGCCAUGAUGGUUACUAACUUUCAGAAUAUCAGGAAAGAGAUGAAUGAGGAGAUGGCACGUCAGGAGGUUCAGCUGAAAGCUGACAUGUUCAAGCGGCAGAUCAUCCAGAGGAGAAAAAACGUGUCACAGGAGGGACUGAAGUCAAGCCAUAGCAAAAUAGAUGACAGUACAAGAGGAGCUGGUCAACAAAGGGAAAGUUUGGACUUAUCAGAAGUGUCUGAAGUAGAGUCUAAUUAUGGUGCCACUGAAGAGGAUUUAAAAACAUCUGCAUCAAAAACAGAAGAGACCUUGUCAAAAAAGAGAGAGUACCAGUCUUCCUCCUCUGUUUCCUCCACAUCCUCUUCCUAUUCGUCCUCUUCUGAAUCCAGAUUUUCUGAAUCUAUUGCAUUCCUCCCAACAGGUCAUUUGGACUGGGAGACUCUUGUGCAUGAAAAUCUGCCCGGGCUAUUGGAAAUGGAUCAGGAUGACCGUGUUUGGCCCAGAGACUCACUCUUCCGAUAUUUUGAGUUGCUAGAAAAGCUUCAAUAUAACCUAGAGGAGCGUAAGAAGUUACAAGAGUUUGCAGGUAUGGAGUUAGGGCAGUCAUGGGGACCAUGGGAAUAUAUAUAUAGCGUUUAUAACUGUGGAGGAGGAGGAGGGUGUCCGCUAUUCUGGCAUCUCAGCUUCUAAAUUUCUGCCUAUACCUAAAAUAGGCAAAUUCUUGGUUUGGUUUGUCACAUUCUGGGCAUGUGUCCCACUUUUCCCUAACUGAGAGAGAACCUAGAAACUCUGCUUCUGUAGCACGGGACGCCCAAAUCCUAUGAGGUAUGAGAGCUUAUUUCCCAAGAAGAGAAAGUCUAAUCCCAGUUGUUGGGAAUUAGGACAAGGUAGGCUCUUGCUUGAUUUGGGCAGCCCACCGGUUUCUGCACGUUUGUUCUCUCUGAAGAUUGCAUUUCAGACUUGAGCAGCAGGGCCUAAGGCUCAAUCUGGAGAGCUAUGGGGGAUCAGAUAAUGAGCAGGAGGCCCACAAGUGCUCACUGUUCUAACUCCCUAAAGAAGUUUAUGAAUUCUAAACUUCUGUUUGUAUCUGCCCCUUCUAGUGUCAGCCUCUAUAAAGAUAAAUAUGUGAUUUCAAUAGUAGAGUUUGAUGUAAACUGAGCACUAUCUUUUCAAAGUUAUUUUUCCUAAAUUUCAUUACUUCAUGACUAAUUUUGAUUAAUACAGUUUCCCUCUAAAAGCAAAAAAAAAA
This is a messenger RNA of Cercocebus atys (sooty mangabey), 2790 nucleotides long. It is a transcript of the gene CATSPER2, whose product is annotated as cation channel, sperm associated 2. The coding region runs from base 519 to 2231 and encodes 570 amino acids. Gene Ontology annotation, molecular function: calcium-activated cation channel activity. The record is from RefSeq and is a predicted model, not a curated record. The transcript has 11 exons. Gene Ontology annotation, cellular component: CatSper complex; membrane. Lineage: Eukaryota; Metazoa; Chordata; Mammalia; Primates; Cercopithecidae. Gene Ontology annotation, biological process: monoatomic ion transport; sperm capacitation; fertilization.